Molecule: messenger RNA, 3486 nt
Organism: Paramecium tetraurelia
Lineage: Eukaryota; Ciliophora; Oligohymenophorea; Peniculida; Parameciidae
Exons: 2
Source: RefSeq, a predicted model, not a curated record
AUGCAAGUCUUAAUUAAUUCAAUCUAUGAAUCAUCUGGAGACACCAGAAUUGAAUUAAUUAACUUAAUGCAAGAGGACAUCAAAGCAAAAAAGGGAAUUGUUCUGGGUGACUUAAGCAGAAUGUUCAUCAUGAUAAACCAGAUGCUCAUGGAUACAAAUAAAUAAGUGAUCUUAGCUACUCAUGGAUUGCUGUCAUCUGUAUGUCUAUUAACUUAAUAUGUCAAGCUAAUUGAUUACCUAUUACCAGCUGAAUUAGAAGGAGGUCUAAAACACUUUGAAAAUUAGCUUGUACAUAAUCUGGCUGACAGCGAUAGACAGAUAAGGAAAUCAACCAAGGCCAUUUUCCUUAAAUUCAUUGCUAAGACUAGAAAUUCAGAAUAGGUUUUGGAACUAUUAAGCGAAUCCUUUAAAAAUAAAAAUUUUUAUAUUAGAGAAAGAGCUAUAAAUUUAAUCCCUGAUAUUUUUAUAGCAGAUAAGUCAAUAUUUUGCAAUAGAACUGGAAUUAAUGAAGUGAGAAAAGUUAUUGAAUCUAUAAUAAUUCACUUAAACGACGUUAACGAAUCUGUUCGAAAAGCAAGUAAGAAAGUGAUUUAGAAUCUCAAGAACAUUGAAAAUUUUGAAUUAGUUUAUAGAAGAUUAGCAAUUUAGCAUUAAAAUGUAGUUGAUAAAAUACAACAAGAAAUGCCCCCAAAGGUUGAUAAAUUUAUUGAAUUGAAUUUCAAGAUCUAAGAACACACAGAUCCACUGAUUGAUUAAUUCGUACCCUUUGAGUUUAUAGCAAAAACUAAUCUAACUAUAGAUGAUUUUCCCUAUGAUUUAAAGACAUAAUUAUAUUUUGGCUUUUUGCCAAAGGAGAUACUCUAAGACACCUUGAAUCAAAAAGAUCUAGCGAUUAGAGAAAAGGGAAUUACAGAAUUAAACAUGUAGUUUUUUGAAGAUGAGAGUGAACCCUAAAAUUAUGACCAAAAAACAGUGGAUAAAAUAGUAAGGGGAAGCUUUAUGCCAUCAUUCUUCAAAUACAUCUCUUCCUUGUUUUUUAGUUAAGACAAGAAAAUAAUAUUGAUGAUCCUAAAUAUUGUUGGCAAAGUUAUGCAAGUUCCAGGAGUUUAAGUAAAUGUUUAUUUGCCCCUUUGUUUGCCCGGAUUAAUCUAAUGUCUUAAGGAUGAAAGAGUAGUUAUCAGGUAGAAGGCACUGUUUCUGUUGAGGAAACUAACAAAUUACAUCAGCAAGAAAUAAUAUUUUUAAAACUUAAUAUAUUUCUUAGAGUAAAAUAUGGACAAUUGGCAUUAGAAGGAAGAAAUACUAAACUUGAUUUCUUAUUUGGUGUUGAUGAUUCAUCCAAGUGAAUAAUGGUUUUAUGGAGUUGAUUUGAAGGAAAUGAAUAUAAAAUAAGAAAAAUAAGUUGAGGAAUUGUCCUUUAAUCUACGAGAAGUAGACUUUAAAAAGAGCUUGAUUGCUAUUGCUUCUUAUCUAAAUGAUCCUAUAGCUAAAGUUAAGUUUGCUUCUCUGGAAUGUCUUAGUUUAUUAGCUUAUUUAGACAAGAAGCAUCUGGAAUACCUACAUGAAGUUCUGAAUAAUUAAGUUUAUGAAAAGUUGAAUGAUAAGGUAGACAAUGGAAUUGUAUAUUUUAUAAAUGAAAAUGGAAAUUUGGAAUUACCUUAAUUUAAUAUCAAAAAAUUAGAAGAACAAAAAAUACAAUCAUAAAUUAAAUUGUCAAUGGUUUAAUCCGUGUAAAGUGAGCCUAAACCUUAAACUCCAGUAGAAUCAGAAAAAUCAGAAGAAAGUCGUUAUAAAAUAACCUAUUACUAUGAUAAGUUUCAAAUGUCAUUGAAUGAUAAAAUCAUUAAAUCAAAUGCCUCAAUUGAUAGUUUGUUCGCUUCAGAGCACAAAAAUAAUCAAGGAACUAAAUAUGAUAUGAUAAUUCCAAUAGGAUAAUUUUAACAGACGAAAGCGAAUGAGUAAUUCAAAUUAAUCAACUCUAACAUAUAUUUGGAAAAGGAAAAGGUAGAUGAUAACCCAUAUGAAGAUGAGGUUAUGCAUUCUGAUGAAGAGGAAUUGCAAUCUAUUGAAUUUGAAUACCCAACACGAACUCUGAAAUAUAGAGGCCAUGCUCCAGAUCAAAUAACAAAAUCUAAAUAUUAACCUAUUGAUGAUAUAAAGUCUAGGGUGUUUCAUACAAUUAAAUAAUUAAACGAGGACAUCAAUGUAGACUUACAAAUACCUAAGGUUAUUAAGGCUAACGUAGGAGCCUAUUCUGGGUAUAAAUAUGAAAAUGAGGAGGAAGCAGAUGAUGAAGAAAUAUUUAUUGAUACAAAACUAAUAAAAUAACAACAUAAAUUAACACAACCUACAUAAGAAGAAUCAAUAGAAUUUGAAGAAAAACUAGUUAAAGAAAACCUUGUGGAUAAUCAAAUAGAAUAUGUUUAAGAAAUAAUAAAGAAUUAAUAAUUGAUUUACACUCCAGAAUAAAGAUAUCAGAAAAGGUUAGAUGAAUUUCUCUUAUCUUUUGAGUAAAGAGAUGGAAAAAAUAAAGGAAGAAAUGCAAGAAAAUUAAAGAAGAAGCUUAAAGAGAUUGCAAAAUAGGAGGAAUUACCAAGAGUGUUUGAUAUGCCUGUUUAUAUUGAUAAUGCUAGAGCAGAAACUGCUGCCUUGUUGAUUAAUUUAUCCUCUUUAAAUUUGGAUUUAUUGGCAAUGUCACUACAUAAGUUUAGAGUAUUGUUAUAGAAUCAUUUAUCCGAUGUAUAUGCCUCAUAGGUUCCAUUGUUAUAAAUUGUGAAUGAUGUAUGCAGAAUCUUGUCAACAUAAAGUAAUAAUCCACUGUAUGCUAUUGAUUAUUCAUAAUAUAAAAAGAAUAUACCUCCGUAGAUAGUUGUGAGAAAAAUAGUUUUUAUUGCUCUUUAGACUUUGAGUAUUGCAGUGCAAACUUUGAGAAGUACGUUAAUUUAAGUCUAGAAAAUGUUUACUGUUUGUGGAGUUUGGGUUUAGGAUGAGAAUAAAUAAGUGAGUCAAUAGGCUGAGCAAACUAUGCUUGACAUAUUGAGAUUUUGCGACGAUUCUUAAUUGUAGAACAUAUUACCAAAUCUAUAUAACAAAUAAUCUUUUAAUAGCAAAAUCUAUGUUGGCGUCCUCAUUGAACAUUUAAUAAUAAAGUAUCAAAAAGAAAUAUUUAAAUCAGUUCAUUUUGUUAAUAUCAUCUAAUUGAUAUCUUAGAUGGUCAUAGAUCAAUCUUUUGAUGUGAGAAGGAUUGGAAAAAAAGUAUUUUUUAAGAUCUUAACUCUCGGAAAAUAUCAAAUCGAUGAAAUUGUUAUGUAAAUGCAUUUAUAAGAGAAGAAUCAGAUGAAAGAAUUAAUGCAGAGAUAUGACGAAUUAGUUACUGAUCAUUAAAUUGGAAUCUUCGAUUAGGAGGAGUACAUGGGAUUAUAGGUGAUGCCCCAAAAAUUCAAUUUUGAAUAUGAAAUGAUAGAUGACCAAAUAUACAUGAAAUGA